Molecule: messenger RNA, 3193 nt
Organism: Manis javanica (Malayan pangolin)
Lineage: Eukaryota; Metazoa; Chordata; Mammalia; Pholidota; Manidae
Gene: LRRC20
Product: leucine rich repeat containing 20
Cellular component (GO): cytoplasm
Molecular function (GO): protein binding
Source: RefSeq, a predicted model, not a curated record
ACCCUCUCUGCAGGCUCCAGCGCGCUGAGGUUGCAUGGGGCGCCGCCGGCGGCCGAGGGAGCGUGACUGCACUGCGCAGGGCGCUAGGAGGCAUUGUAGCCGUAAGUGGAGCAGCAAGCGGCCCGGAAUGGGACCCCACGCUUCGUGCACCGCAAAGUUCAGGCUCCCCUGUGAGCAGCAGACCAGCCCCGUGGCUGGCAACAGGACACCCACGUCUGCAUGCUGAAGAAGAUGGGUGAGGCUGUGGCCAGAGUUGCAAGGAAGGUCAAUGAGACAGUGGAGAGUGGCUCUGACACGCUGGACCUAGCCGAGUGCAAGCUCGUUUCCUUCCCCAUCGGCAUCUACAAGGUCCUGCGGAAUGUCUCUGACCAGAUCCAGCUCAUCACUCUGGCCAACAAUGAACUCAAGUCCCUCACCAGCAAGUUCAUGACCACGUUCUGUCAGCUCCGAGAACUCCACCUGGAAGGGAACUUUCUGCACCGCCUCCCCAGUGAGGUCAGCGCCCUGCAGCACCUCAAGGCCAUCGACCUGUCCCGGAACCAGUUCCACGACUUCCCUGAGCAGCUCACCACCCUGCCAGCGCUGGAGACCAUCAACCUGGAAGAGAACGAGAUCGUGGAUGUGCCCGUGGAGAAGCUGGCCACCAUGACCGCCUUGCGCAGCAUCAACCUCCGCUUCAACCCACUGAACGCCGAGGUGCGCGUCAUCGCCCCACCCCUCAUCAAGUUUGACAUGCUCAUGUCCUCGGAGGGGGCACGGGCCCCUCCACCUUAGGUCUCCCUCCUCAUGCCCACCCGGCAAGGGACAGAGGCCACCUGGCCUGGCACCCUGAAGGGAGGGAGGGAGUCCCAGAGGCUCAUGAGAAGUUAAGCUUGGGGGUGCCGGGGAUGGGUGGGCCAAAUAGCACACGGUAGGAGGGGGCACAGCUGGUCCAGGAUAGAUAGCUUAGAGCAGUGGUGGGCCCUGGAGUGCCCCAGAGAGAGGAGGUGAGUGGGCACUGGAGCCGAGACUCACAGCUUCUGUGCGAAGUUAGGCAGACUCCCACUCUCUCAGAGCCUCAUUAUUUAUUUGGGAGAAGGGGCAGUGGCGGGGGCCUUCGCCUCCUUUGGGCUCCUUGAGGCUUUUCAGGCAACCCAUGCCUCCAAGUUACCUUCAGAUCAUUUGGCACCUUCUGAGCCGACAGAUGAGCAUCACUGAGCAUUUUCUGGGCCCCUGUGAUUCUGAGUCCUUGUUACCAGUUCUGAGAGCCAGUCACUGCCCUGAGAGGAAUAGAAGACAAUUUCCAUCUAUUUAUUGCUCCCUGAGAACCGACCCAGAUGAAACCCUUAGUUCCCAGUCCUCACCUUGUGGGUCUCUGGAUUGGUGGGAGCCUGAACCGGUAGUCAUGGGAAGGCUGUGGAGAGAGCAUGGCUGAUGCUCAGUAGGGCUGAGAACGUGUAUAUAGGAGCCCAAGGCCUAUUGGGCCAGGAGACCAGGGAGCAAAUCAGGCCAGCUCUGUCCUCACUCACGAUCAAGAAAUCGGGUAGGAAAUUGAGUGUUCCUUGGGGCUGACCAGCUGUGCCUGGAAUCACCCUUUGAGCUGCAGAAGAGGCGGCAUAGAGAGAAACAAAGCCAUCUGUGCCCGUGGCUCUGGUCCAAGGUAAUUAGAUGGCCGUCCUCACUACAGCCUCCCUUUGGCAGCAGCCUGGCUGCUUUGUUGUUGCUCCUCCUUGGGGCCGAAGACACUAUGGACCAUUGGAUUUGUGGCCAGUCAGCUCCCAGUCAUCUCUAGGCCUUCAACCUGGGGUCUAGGGUGUGGCCAAUCGAUAGGAUGGCCAACCAUUCCUGUUUGCCCAGUACUGACAGGUUUCCUGGGACAAGGGACUUUCAGUGCUAAUACCGGGACAGUACCCAGCUGGUCCCCUACCAGGAGAGAGCCUGAGGCUCUUGCUUUCUGAUGACAUCUGUGGCUUAGAGAGCCCCCGACCUCCCGAUCUCCCAGGUAUCUACCUCCCACCUUCUCAUCUGUGGAGCAGGCAGGCUCAGAGCCCACAGCCCACCUGGUCUGGCCCUUUGUCUUUGUCUCUGGGAGACACUGAGGCUCCAGGACUUGUGACAAGCAUGACCACCCAAAUCCUAUGUGCACGGACAAGUAGCCACUCUUCCACUGCUAGGGUUAAGCUGUUCAGAGCUCAGACCACGGCUCAGAGCAGUAACCCUUUCUCAGAGUGCUGCUGUCCCCUUUCCCCCUCCCCAGCCCUGGGCCUGUCCCAGCCCAGGCCUCCCAUCUCUUGGAAAGUUGCUGACAGGUUGGGUCACUGGUGGCCCAUCACUGAGCAUUCAGUGUCCUAAGAGAUGAUUUGUUUGCUCUGCUCAUCUUACAGGCCUGGUUGGCCAAGCUCUGGGAAAGGGGUUUUUGGGGUGAGGAGGUCUAUACAGGAUCUCCAGAGCUAUGGAGUCCAGCUGUGCACAUUGGGGACAAGUGAGGGCUACAGUUUAGCUCAGGACUGGCCCCGUACACCCUCUCUGCUGGAGUGAGGUCUCUCCUGGUCAAAGAAGGGGUGUGCUUUUCUGACAUGUACAUAGGCAUUUUAUGGCCAGAGCCUCACAACCUGAAGUGUGGUCUGUGGACCAGAAGCAUCAGCAUAUGGGGGAGCUUGUUAGAAAUGCAGAGUCCCAGGCCCCACCCCAGCCCUCCUGAAUCAGAACCUGCAUUUCAACAAGAUCCCCAGGUGAUUCCUACAAGCACUUUACCAUUUGAGAAGCAAAGGCCUGGGGUGACCCUAGGGAUGUCCUCAGAGUGGAGAAUGAAGAUUCUCUUGCCCCCUGCUACUUACAGGGCUCCGAGUCUGUGCUCAUCCCUCUCUGUAAACCAGCCCCAGGAGACCCUGGGCCUCUUAGAGCCUUUCAGAGUCUACACGACUCUCCAGUGAAAGGGUGUGACCCAGAGUCACUAGGGGAUGAAGGUUGGAUUUACCUGGUUCUCUGGACACCGCCUUUCGGGUGAACCUCCAUCUGCCAAGCUCCUGCUUCCCCAGAUCCUCACCUCUGGCCCUUUGAAGGGGUUGCUUCAGGAAGCUGUAUUCUACUCUGCUGGGAGAGUUUGCCCUUGCCUGCCUAGGAAAGCCUGGGCAGUCAGAGAAGCCCCCAGAUCAGAGCCCACAGUGUGAAUAAGCCCUUAGCCUCAGUUGCAAUAAAGAAUGCAUUGGUUUCA